CAUCUGCAGAUGAUGAUGAAGUGCCGUGAAUCUGGGAACUUGGUGUCUUGCAUUAUUGAAAACAAAUUGUGUGAUCCAGAGACUGUGAGUCACAACGACUACCUUUUUGAUCUUCUCUUUGAUGAAGAUCUGAGGGAUCUGUUUCGCAUGCUGGAGCAAAAACACAAAGACUAUAUGGCACACCUCUCAAUCAAAGCACAGGAGCUAUUAAAGGAAGCUCACAAAAUGAUUGAGCAACUCAUUCUGGAUAUGGUGGAAAAAUCAAUACCAUGCCAUCUAAUAAAGUGCAUAAUUGAAAGAAAAAAACAGUCAGCUGUCAGCAGUUACUUGCUUGGACAAAGUAAACCCAGAUGGGAAAAGGGAAUAGAAGAAGCAGAAAGAAAUUUCAGUUCCUUUGAAGAAAGGAAACGAAAAGUGAAAGCACUCUAUAAUCUCAACCAAGGCAUGCCAGUUGAUGUAGAACAGCUGGACUCAGAUUUAAAUAUAGACCUGUCAAGGGAGGAACGUUCACUCAAAUCCGUAAUGGAAAUGCUGAGCAGAGAAGAACCUGAAUCAGAGAGUGGCAGGGACACAUACUUAACUAACAUUCAGAUGUUUGAAAAGAUUGAUCUGUUGUUAGAAAGUACACACUUUAAAGAAAUAUGGAUGGAGACCACUAAACGUGUGAAGGAAAUGGACUUUGGAAAUGUUGAAAAAAUCCCUCUUGACCAAGUCCACAGCAGAAUUUACAUACCCACCUUAGAAGAAUUUAGAAAAUCAUAUGAGGGACUCAAGGAUCUCUCAAUGAGUUUGACAGAUUUGGAGAAAAAACUGGGCAAGUUCCUCAAGAGUGGUAUGCAGAAGGAACUGAAGACAAUGGCAGACGUGUUCAGUGAAGAACCCAGGCCUUCCUGGAAAAAGAACACAUCUCAACACAUUAAACGAUACACAGAGCUUCAGUCUGUGAAGGAAAAUGUAGAAGUGAUAAGUGAUCUAAAGGAUCACCUCGGCCUUGGUGGAGACUUUAGAGGGAUUGAUGACUUUGGGCAUAUGGACCACAAGUGCUUGCGUGAUCUCACUGAAGAUGUGUGCAGAGUUGGAGAAACUGUAAAGAAUAUUCCAGAGACGGUUAUCAGUUUUCUGAAGGAAUUUGAUAAAUGUAUCUCAAGAGGAUUCAUUGACUGGAUUAAAGGAAUCAUUAAAGACACUGGAGAGCUGACAGCAUUUGUUGAGCUUGCAUCUAUUUCUGCUGGAGAAAAUGCCAUGGAUAUUGGAAAAGUGUGCUGCUUCAGAGAUGCAAUAUCUGCCUCUACACCUUUAAUAUAUCAGCUCCCUCAGGAAUCUGGAAUUCAAGAACUCCUGCAAGCUAUUUCCAAGCUCACAUCAGCUCUAGAAAACGACCCAAAGCUUAAAGACAAACUGAGGGACUCCUGUAACAACAAAGAGUGGCUGAAAAUAGCCUAUGAGACUCAUGGGUCUGUUGAAAGGUCAUCUUUGCGGCAGGCCACAGACAUAAAUGAGAGUGGUAUUUACAUCAUCCAAAGACCAUCUGAAGCUCAGUCAAAGGUUACUCUGGAAAACUGCAUCACUUUAAGGUGCAAAGAAAGUUCAUCAAAUGAAAAAGAUGAGGUGUAUAAAACGUACAGCCUGGCUGAGCUAAAGGAACUACAAAACAAACUGAUGCUGAUCACUGCUGGUGCUGAAAAGCGAGAGGAUGAAAUCACAACCUAUGUUGAGGUUUUGGAGCAUGUGAUAAACGUAGGGAAGUCAUUCCUUGAGCUGCGUGAUGCUGGACACAUUCUGUUCCAGGACUGGGAGAUGAGAGCAUACUGCCAGCGAAAACACGAUGUGAAAAUCUGGGUGACAUUUCAUAUUACGAGUGUGGAAAUCAAAGGAUACAGACCACUGCUUGAGGAGUUGAAGGGACUCAGUGAAAGCAUGAGAGGCUGUCUGUCUGAAUGGGUAAAAUACAUGGAGCUGAAAAGGAACACGUACUACAAUCUAAAUCACUUCACAGCCAAACAGCUGGUUUAUCUCUGUCGCUCUGUGGCAGAAUUCCAAAAAGAGGAGAAAAUGAGUGCCCGUCUCCUUAACAUGCUGUCCAUUUUUAAAGAAAGCAUUGAAGAAGCCGAUGUCCAAAAUGCUCUCACUAAUGCUCUUCAAACUCCAGUUGAAAGCGGCGAAUCGGGUGCAUCUCUUCAGCUCACGAAAUUCCUUACUGAUUAUCCAGCCAUGAUUGAAUAUUUCCUUGACACUGGGUUUACUGAAGAAGAGAUCAAAGCAGCAAUAAUGUUCUGUGAAAUAGAACAGCAAGCAGAGGGAUCUGCAGACUCUGAGGAGCACAGAGAUGCAGUGAUGGAAUGUAUUGACAGAUACCAGGGUGAUGAAGAGUGGGUCAAAGAAUGGUCCACAAAAUAUGAGGAAACAAGAAAUGAGAUACUUGACACACAAAUGAAAUUCAAAGUUGGACAGACAGCAGAGGAGUCCUUUUCAAUGACAGAAGAACAGACUGCAGCAGCGUUUCAAAACCUGAAAAACUCUGAUGAGAAGAUUGUAAUGCUCUGGAGAACAUACCACAAUAAACUUUCGGGAUUUGUCUCAGACAAGUUUGUAGACCUGGAUGUACUGGGAGAAAUGAUGAACCAUCUGGUCAAAUCUGCAGCAGAAUUCACAGUGAAAAGAAAACUGCCCUUUAACUUGGAGGGGGGUAAACCCUACCUGAUCUCCUGUAAAGAUGCUGAAAUACUUCCACUUUGCCUGUCUCUUUACAAAGAUAAAGAGCAGCCUUUGCCAACCUUUGAUGAAAUUCUGAUCUGCACCCCGGAGACAACAGCAGAAGAGGUUGAGCUGAUCCUCAGAAGAGCAAUGCAGCCCGGCAGCUCACACGAGAAAAUCUACUCUUUAGUAAAAGCAGACAAGCUCAAUCACGACGUGUCCAGAAAGUUUGAGUCCAUUUACUACAAGCUGUCCAAAAAUGCUGGAAACACAAAUUUAAGUAACUAUCGUUUAAUCAUUUUCUGUGACUCAAAGGCCCAUCACAGUUACGUAGCUACGGCUUUUGACAUUUUCAAAACCACAAUUUCCGAGAACCCGAACCGAAAUGAAGAAAUUAAGCAGUACCUCAGACACAAGCAUCAAACGCCAUCUGGAGCCCAGACUGGAUUCACAAGAUUAAAAAGCUCUGAGCAGUUUGAGCUAAGGACAAAACUGAUUUUCUCAGAACAUGCUGGCAUGGGAAAAUCACUUUACGUGAAAAAACAUGUCAGAAUGUCAGAAGAAGAGCUGAAAAAUGAGGGAUUUACUCACAAAACUAUAAGGAUAAGUGAGUCACAGCUGAGGACCGAAAACAUCGCCAGACAGCUGCAGCAAUAUGAGGACAAACCCAUGGAUAAAGUCCCAAGAAUCUUUCACUUUGACAUUCCCCCUGUGGUGUCCAAAGGACUGUACACAUUCCUUCUCCAGUUGUUUGUUCUGAGAUGUUUCCAGAGCCCUGACGGUGACAUCUGGAGGUGCAAUGACUCCCACAUCUAUCUGGUGGAAUACACAAAAAGAAAGCACAGGGAAUGUGAUCAGCACAGCCCUGAGAUUUCAUCUCAGAUGGAAGAAACAUUUCUUGAAAUAUUCCCAUCCGUGAAAUGCCUGUCACCUGAGGAAACUCAAACACAUCUACAGCAAGGACGACCCUGUGACAAAGGAUAUCAACUAAUGGAUCCUUCAGAAUUCGCUAGUGAAGCCUUUCAGCGUACAUAUCAGUACUUUAAAAGAUACAGAACAAAUCAAGUCGAUAGCUUCACUUUCUUAUCUAAAUCCACUGAAGAUUCACCAAAGGAAUGGCUGGAGUGUCUUUUACAGUUCUGUGACAUCAAGAAUCCCUCUUGGGGAGAACUGCGGAAUUUCACACACUUUCUCAACAGCCAGCUGAAGAAAUGCGAAGAGUCCAUAUUCUGUAGUGAUCUUUUAAAAGAUGAUCUGAAAGGCUUCAAGACCUUUGUGGUUAAAUUCAUGAUCACAAUGUCCAAGGAUUUCUCCAUGCGCUCACUUAAAACAUCUGAUGACAGUGAUGGCACAGAGAAAGAUGCAGCAGAAGGCGACACUGUUCUCAAAGAAUUUCAGCUGAGGAGACGUUGGGAACAGCAGGCUCAUCCAUACAUCUUGUUCAACGCUGAGAAGGACACUAUGACAUUUUUAGGAUUCCACAUUCACAAUCUAGAUGCUAUUGACCCUCAAACUAAUACAAUAGUGGAAAAGAAUAUCAUUGAUAGGACACUGUUCAACCAGUUAAGGGCACAAAGGGUACCGUUUAACAUUGACUUUGAAAAGCUGGAUCGCAUCAAUCAACUUGAUAUUAUAAGCAGAGUCCUUGGAGUAAAGAAUGUGAAAGACCCAGAUGAUACCUAUCAGCUGACGUUAGAUAACGUCAUGAAAAUGCUUGCUAUUCACCUCCGAUUUGAGUCUGACAUUCCCGUAAUAAUCAUGGGUGAAACAGGAUGUGGAAAGACUCGGCUUGUGCAAUUCAUGUGUGAUUUGAUGCGAUCAGGUAGGAAAAUUCAAAACCUGAUUGUGGUGCGGGUUCACGGCGGCACAACAUCAGAAAUUAUUUACAAGAAAGUGAGAGAUGCCAUUGAAAUUGCCAAGAAAAAUGAAAAGUGUGACCUGGACACUGUGCUGUUUUUUGAUGAAGCGAACACAACAGAGGCCGUGAAUGCAAUCAAGGAGGUGAUCUGUGACAAGUCGGUCAGUGGAGAACAAAUUGAUGCACCUCGCCUUAAGAUCAUUGCUGCAUGCAAUCCCUACAGGAAACACACAAAGGAGGCCAUAGAGCAACUAGAACGAGCUGGAUUGGGAUACAGGGUCCGGUGUGAGAACACAGAGGAGAAACUUGGCCAAAUACCAAUGAGACAGCUGGUCUACAGAGUUCAGCCUCUACCCCCGAGCCUGACACCCCUCGUGUGGGACUUUGGAAAGCUAAAUGAGCAAACACAGGAGCUCUACAUUACACAGAUGGUUAAGACGUUCUUUCGUAAAGAGAAACUUCCCAAGGAACACCAGCUUUUGUUCACAAAGGUGAUCUCUGUCUCUCAGAAGCACAUGAUGGAGUUAAAGGAUGAAUGCAGGAUGGUCAGUCUCAGAGACAUAGAACGCUGCAUGAAAACUGUCAUGUGGUUUUAUCAUCAAAAAGAGACUUUGUUUCCUGAAAUUGAUAAAAUCAGAGGAGGGAAAGGAACUGUGGAUCAUCUGGUCCGAGCUCUCAUUCUUGCAAUAGGAGUCUGUUAUUUAGCAUCGCUGGAGAACCGAAAGGCGUACCUUAACAGAGUUUCAGAAGCAUUCUCUUUGCCCUACACUGACAUUUACAUAGAGAUUGAGAGUUGCAAAAAAGCAUUCAUUUCGAAUGUGGACUGUCCCACUAAAGUGGCAAAGAAUGACGCUCUAAUGGAAAAUGUGUUCAUGAUGGUUGUGUGCAUGAACUUAAGAAUUCCUUUGUUCCUGGUUGGAAAACCUGGAAGCUCGAAAUCUUUGUCCAAAACAAUCGCUGCCCAUGCAAUGCAGGGUAAGGCCUCUCAAAAUGAACUUUUUAAAGGCUACAAGCAAGCACAGCUGGCUUCAUUUCAGUGUAGCCCACACUCGUCUCCUGAUGGCAUCGUCUCAGUAUUCCGGCAAUGUGCACAGUUUCAGAGAGGCAAAAAUCUGCAUGAGUAUGUCUCUGUUGUAGUCCUUGAUGAAAUUGGAUUAGCAGAGGACUCUCCAAAAAUGCCUCUGAAGACAUUACAUCCACUGCUUGAAUAUGGGUAUUUUGAAGAUGAAUAUUCAAAGGACUCUCCUUCAAUGCAUCAGAAAGAAGAACAUCCUGUUCCUGAACAAAGAUGCACUGGUGAUGAACAUGCAAAAGACUUCAGAAAAGUUGGAUUCAUUGGAAUUUCCAACUGGUCACUGGAUCCAGCAAAAAUGAACCGUGGCAUUUUAGUUCUGCGAACAUCUCCUGUAUCAAAAGAGCUAGUAAGCACAGCUAAAGACAUUUGUUCAAGUGAUAAUGAAAACAUCAACACAGAGAUGGAAUUUUUAAUUCCCAUACUGACCGAGUUUUACUUAAGAGUGCUUGACGAACAGACCAGUGAAUUCUUCGGACUCAGAGACUUCUACAGUCUUGUCAAGCUGAUUGUGUCCUAUGCUACAGAGACAAAUGGGAGACCAUCAGAUGAAGAUCUAACAAGGGCUGUGCAAAGGAACUUUGAAGGUUUGGAUUCUAUAGAUGUUCUGAACAUUUUUUGGGAUGUUCUUAGGGAGACAACAAAUAAAUGUGACACAAUCUCCUUGCUGAGAGAAAACCUUGACAUGGAAACUUCAGGCUUCGCAUCCAGGUACCUUCUACUUCCAACAAUCAAUCAUGCUGCUCUUCAGAUUCUGAAAUCUCAGAAGAUUAUUGAUGAAAACAAUACUGAAGUCAUUUUUGGAUCAGGAUUUCCUCGGGAUGAAGAGUACUCUCAGGUUUGCCGCACUGUAAACAGAGUAAAGACCUGCAUGGAGACUGGAAGACCAGUUGUCUUACUAAAUAUUCAGAGCCUUUAUGAGAGCCUCUAUGAUGCUCUGAAUCAGUGUUAUGUCAAACUAGGGGGGAGUUACUAUGUUGACCUUGGGCUUGGAUCUCAUCGUGUGAAGUGCAGAGUCAAGGAUGAAUUUCGACUAAUUGUCAUUGAAGAGAAAAGCACAGUGUAUGAACAGUUUCCUACACCACUGCUGAACCGUCUGGAGAAACACUGCUUGGAGAUCAGUAAUAUACUCCCAGAGCAUGCCAAACAACUGCAAGUUGAACUGGAAGACUGGCUCAACUCGUUUGUGAAAAACAGUUCCACGGAUAUUUACCAGUCGCAAGAACAUCUCGGCAUCUCCAGGAAAAAACAUGACAUUAUAGUCGGAUACACCGAAGAUAUAUGUGCAUCAGUUCUUCUACAGUGCUGUCCAGAGAUUGUAAAACAGGAACUGGAUCCUGACAAGAGAGAAGAAACUCUCGAAAAGGCAAAAGAAAUGCUUCUUCAGUGUGCAACUCCAGACUCAGUGUUGAGAGCAACAAAGUACAUGGAGAAUUCUGAGAAAUUGCUACAGGUGUAUUUUGCAGUGCAACCACAUGGCAGCCUGAUUGAGAUGCUGGAAAAAUACAGGCAGACCAACAAUAAAGGAAUAUCCAUUGAGGUAUCUACAUAUUCUCGACUGCUUAAUAACAGAGAUGUGGAACAAAUCAAUAAGGAACUUGACAUUUGUGAGGAUCAUUCCCGUCUGUUCCUACUUGAUGAAUUUUACACAGAGCAGUCGUUUUCCCAAACAGUCAGCGAAUUCCUCUGCACUGAUGUAAGAGGACGCAAACUACUGAUACUGCAGACUUUCUUUGAUGAACCAAAAAAAAGUCAGCGGCUUCUCUUCUGUGUAAGACACAGCAUUUCUCAGCUCAGAAGCUUGAUCCAUGCAGACGUUCACUUUGAUGUUGUUCUUCUUACACGACUGCCACGGAUUUCAGGAGGAUGUGGAUACAUUGCUUCAUUUGGAGAUGACUGGAGCUCCCUACAUCUGGAUGAACUUAUCCCAACUCCUGGAUUUCCAGGAGAUAUAUACACACUGCAGCGCAUGACCAUUGCUGAGAUUCUGGAGAAAGAUUUCUCCUCUCAUAAAGAGGCUCAUGAUCAAGACAGCUGUGGAAGCACACCUCCUAAGGAACAGGCUGUCCUGGUUGACUUGCUGUUCCUGGUGAAGUCAUCGUUGCAGAAGGGCAUUUUACUGCUACAUGACAAAUCAGAUAAUGCUCAAAGAGCAACGAAGCGUAUCGAAAUCCUUCACGGAUUGCUGCAUAACAGAUACACUGUGUCUGAAAUUUUCAUACAAGCACUGAAGCGAAGAAUCAUCAGCCUUCUCCACGACCAAGAAAAAAUGGAGGCCAGAGAGAACUGGGUUAUUAAUCAGACCCUGUCUGAUCAUUUUGUUGCUGAAGGUGGCUCUUUUAGACACAUGCUCUGGGUUCAUUUGGAGGACAUUGUAGCUUCAGCUCUAGCCCAGAUUCUGGCCAUUAUUGAUGGUGACAACAAUUUAGAUAACCUGAUUGAUCAGUCUUCUGAAAAGUCUGAACUGUGGUUGAAUGUAUUCCAAGAAAACGAGUGGAAUCUGUUGAAAAUCCCAGUUACUAAGUUUCAGGGCAAGGUAUCUGUCCUGUCCACAAGUGGGCAGAAGAAUCAGUCAAGAACCUGCUGUUUCCCAUUUAGCUGGGUGUUAAAAGAAAGAUUUGAGCAGAUUUGGUCGAAUGUCAUCAAUUUAAAAGGUCCACUGACUAAACCAAAUAAGGAAUAUUUGGAGAAAUUUGAGGAAUACAUCAUCCUGCCUUGGAUCAAAAACAUCAAAAAAGACCAAGAGCUCUUCACCUUGUUCUCUGAAGAUCUUGUGAACAUGUUCAUGCCAACUUACCCAUCUGACCUGAACAAGUCUUUUUCAGAGACAAUCCUCAGACUCACAUCACGUCUCUAUCAUGAUUUAACUGGAGAUGAGCCUGAAAACGUCUCUCUGCCCUGGCUGUAUGUCACUAAUGAAUACAUGCAUGAGAACCAUCAGCUUUUCUACAACCUCUUCCUCCAAGAGAACAAAUUGGUGGCUGCAGGAGAAGCAACCGAGGCACUCAGACAGACACUUCAGGACCUUCAACCAAAGGAGAAUUCACUGAAAGACUUUUCCAGUUGCCAGGCAUGGUUACACAGAGUAAAGUCACUGGCCAUGACUGUGGACCUGAUCAUUUCAGAGGAUUCUUUGGUGACAUGGCAUUCUGAAAAUGCAGCAGAGUUAAUCGCAGAAAUCAGACAUUUCUGGCAGAGUACAUGGAUCAUCUACCUUCUUAUGGAUCAUCUCCUUCAGAAUGAGUCAGAAAUGGAAAAAAAACUGCUGACCAUUCUUGUAAGAAACCUAAUAUUCACAUGGAAGAAACUCAACACAGAGGAAGGAAAGCAGAUGGAGUACGUGGUGGAACAGGUGACAGGAGGACUCAAUAAAUGUAACAGAAAUGCCUGCAAUGUGUUCAAGGUUGUAUGCCUGUACUGUGAUAAGGAUUUCACAGAGGAUGACACAGCGAAACUAAACUGUGGACACAUGUUCCAUAUGUCCUGUUUAAAGGACAACAAUGACACUCAAUGCAGGAAAUGCAAAAAGGAAAUUAAUCAAAACUACAAACCAUGUGGAGCUGUUGAUAAAGAAACCUUCCUGAAGGUGAACAGAUUUAGGAGGAAAUGUAACUCGUUUUUUGUGGAAUUCAUGUGGAACUUUGUCAGCAGCAAAGACCAACUGACUGACAAGGUAGUGAACGUGCUCAUGGACUUUGUGAAAGGUGUCCCAUCAGCUGAAGGUACAGCCGAGCACUCUUCACUUCAGAACAUUAUAAAACCAGACCCCAUCCUACAGUCCUACGUGCUGAAGAUUCUACUGAAAUGCGGAAUGGGAGAAACUGCCCCUCAGUUACAGAGAUUCAUUGAAGAAGUUGUGAAAUCUAAUGAGAGAAAUUCUGAUGAACUGUACUUCAUGGUGGUGCGCAGCAUUGAGGAUCAUAUUCAUUCCUCAAGCCAAGGAUCAAGUCUCAUCAAAAAGGCUAAAGAAUGUCUUGAUUCCUGUCUGUUAGUGAAGUCUGAUGAGGCCAUAAUUUCGCAUGACCUUUACACACUGGCAAAAUUAAGAUUUGCCAUCUCAGUCGCUGCUGACACCAUCACAACUGCACUUUCUGAAGCUGAUUCUGAAGACAAUGAAUAUCUUCUGCAAAGAGUGGAAAAGCUCAUAUUGAACAAUGGAAAUCCAUGGAUUCAGGUAUUCCUGUUACGGAACUUGUGCAACUUGAAUGGAUUCAGCUUUAUACAUCAACUUGGGAGGAGUGAAAUGUUUCAGUGGACAAUACCAAGUGAAGUCUUGGAAGAACAGGGCAAGCCAGCUGAGCAAGUGGAUCAUUUCCUCGUCUAUGGAGAGAUGUAUGAGAAGAUUACCUGUGAAGCUGUCAAAGCACUGGACGACCCAUCAUAUGACGUUACCAUGGUGUUUGAUGAAACCUCUGCAUCUCUUCCGGUGUGUAUGGCUUUGGCUGCAGUGAGGCAAACUACAGUAAACAGAUCUUUAAGAGAUAAUGAAGGUUCCCUGAUGGGAAGGAUGAAGACAAAGUCGAGCACAGAUGGCAAGUGGAGUGAGCUGGUUACUCUCUGUGAAAAAGUUCUUCAGGAUCAGUUAGCAGAGGUCAACCCUGAAGAAUCAAACACUGCUGGACUGUCUCAGAUUGUUUUCCAUACUGCACUGAUAGCAAAACUGUCCACAGCACCAGAAAUGGAGCUGCUUAAGACUCUGUGCUUCAGUCCAGGAAAUGCCAAGGAAUACUUUUUCCCAAGUAUGCCGAGUCCCAUAAAUGAAAUCAAUGACUGGGCAAAGGAUUCAACUGAGAAAGUAAAAAUAUGGGUGUGUAGCUGUGGUGAGCCUGUUUUUAUUGGCGAAUGUGGAAGACCAUGGGUAACAGGGAAGUGCCUUAACUGUCAAAGUGAAGUUGGUGGAGCGAAGCACAAUGCAGUAGAUGGUUUCAAAGCAUUUGAAAACACAGAGGGCAGUGGGAAAGGUCACUGUCUUGGUGACCCGAACAGUCGGAAGGAACUAAAGUGGGAGAGGAAUCUUUGCGGGGCAAAUCUUUGCCUGGUCCGAGCAAUCCUUCACUCAUCCAUGCUCUGGGGCACCACUGAACAACCUGAGGAGGUCCAGAAUAUCAUUCAAACUCAAACUGAUGAUGUCAGGACACACCUCUUUGGUCAUCUUCAAAAGGACAUUGAAUUGCUUGGAAAAGCCAUUGGAAAGAACACUGAAGAUGCUAUAAUGACAGUCCACCUGUUUUUGAAGUUCAUCUUGGAGAGUAGUUCUGAACCAAACAGCAGGAUUCAGAUAACAGACACGGAGGAAAAAAGGCAAGAGUGGGAGGAUUCCAUUCACAAAAAACUGAAGGAUUUCUUUCAGAGUUUUGAGGCACAGUUAACCAGUGUGCAGAGCAACAUUCUGCGAUCGGGUGGAAUGAACACUUUAGCACAGAUUAUCUACAGUAAAGAGCCUCAGCUGAACAAUCUUUCAACCACUGGAGUGUAUAACAAUCCACUGCUGUGGAGUUUCGAGCAGAGAAUGACCAUUCAGCAACUGACUACCUUAAUCGAGCAGAACGACGAAAGGAAAAAUGUUCCAGUUCUCUCAGAACUCCUCAAAAAUCAUUUCCACAUUCCAUACAUCAGAUAUCUACCUCAGGUUCUGAAUCUUCAGCAGAAACUGAUGUGCCAGUUUAAAAAUGUGGAUCUGCAGUGUUACAAGGAUGUGUCCAUAAACACAUUUAUGAAGGAGCAUGUAGCAGAGGAAGAUGCGAAACAGGCUUUCACUGACAAUGCUGCAGCUAUGGAGAAGAUAUGGGAGCAUUUGAAAAAAAUAAAAUACCCUAAGUUACCACAGGAACUAAUGGACAAAGAUGUGACAGAUUUAAUGAUUCUGGACUUCCUACCAACGGAAAGAUCUGUUGCUCGGACUAUAACGGAGUACCUUGUAAGAACACAAAACGAUUUCAUAAACCUUGCCAACCCAGGAGCAGACAGGUUAAUUGGUGCCAAUGAAGUCAAGCCAUCUCAUGUAAUUACUUGUAUUCCUGAGCACGAUUUCCUGACUACUGCAAUUUCAAACAUCGACCACAUGGUAUACGAGGACGGGCAAAAAAGUACAAACUACAACUUUAAAGCUGUAGAAAGACAGCUGGUUGACCGAUUCUUCAUGGAGAAACCCAUUAUCAAACUCUCUACACUUCCUGUAUAUGAAUACAACACUGGAACCACUCUCCGUGCCUUCUUCAGCACAGUGAAAGACCAGCUGGAGCCCCUGAAUACCAAUGACAGAAACUGCAUUAUGAGCGAUUUCAGAUUCCUGAACGAGAUCUCUUCAGCUCUUUCAACCCUGAAGAUUGCCAUUGGAUUUAUGAAGCUCUCAUUUCCUCCACCAGACCAGUUUCUCAUGACAUAUUUGAAGAAAGACUUGAAACUGGAGGACAAAGCGCAGAAUUUGAGCUUACCAGUGCUGAGAACCAGCAAAGUAAAACACAUUCAGUCUUUGUGGGAGGUUUUGUCUUUAAGACAAUCAUCGCUACUCAUUGAGAUGAAUCAGAAUCCAUUCUUCAUGAUAGAGGAUCAGCGUUUUCAUGAAGUUUUCACAGAAGAGCAAAAGAAGGAGAAGAAAGAAAUUCUAGCUCAUCUCACGAACAUCGAUGUCCUCAUCACUGAGCUCCACUAUGUGAUCAUGAAUAUCAAGCUCAGAGAAGUCCCUCCAGGAUGGACAAUUAUUGAGACCUUUGAAGCCUUUGUUGACUUCAAUGAGAUUGACACCAAGGCCGAGGAGUGUCUGAAGGAUCUUCAGGACCUGAAGAUGACCCAUGGCACUGCUCUGUGGAAACUAGCUGUGCAGAUAAAGAAGGGUGUUAAAGGCACUUUCUCCAAGUGAAUAUAAAGGGUAUAAGCACAAUUAUCCAACCAAGUAAUCAAGUAAUGUUAAUGUUCUAUGGAAUCUUUAUUUUAUACUCUCUGAUUCAUCAUGUGAAUAGCUUGACAGUCAAAAAUUACAAUUUCCCUAAUUAUUCAUAUCUUUGAAAAAAAUCCUGCUGUCUGCAUUUUACUGCAUGUGACAAUGAAGACUCCUUCCUGUUGUUUAUCAAAAUAAAUUUAGCAUGUGGCUAUGUUCACAUUACCAGGCUGAAGUGCCUCAAAUUAGAUUUUUUGCACAAUGUGGUUCAGAUCUGAUUUUUUUCAUGGCUGUGCAUAUACAUUUUUUUUUCCUAAUCAGAUGCUUCACAUAUGAGCUGUUGACUCAUUUAUUUCAACUUUAUAAAGCUAUGAGUCGUGUCUCGAAUAUGCCGUUUUUUGUUGUUGGUGAAGACUGCGAGGUUUAUACACCUAUCAGUGUGCACAUGUGAGGCGUUUCAGGGACAGUUUCGUUCACAUUACACACAGAUACAGAUCACUUACAUUUAUGAAGGUAAACCAUCAAGAUAGCCAAAUCCAAUCUGAGCAAAAAAUCAGAUUUAGCAAUGUGGCUUGUAAUGUGAACGUAGCCUAACUACUGUAAUGUGUUUCUCUACUAUCUGUAAUUUUACUCAUUCUUUUAUUGCACUCAUUUGGAAGAGGUUGUUUUACUUGCUAUAAAAAAUACAACAUUAUAAAACAAUAGCCCUAAAGAAAACAGUCACACAAUUAAAAUGGCUAAAAUUAUAUAAACAGCUUUGAAAUGAUUCAGACUUGAAUGAAGACCCCUCUUCAUUCAAUUCUGUUAAAACACAGAGAGGAUCUUAUCCUUCAGAGUAAGCUAAAACCUGAAAUAUUAAAUUUGCUAUUAGACAUUUAAAAUUUGCUGAGGUUAUUUGAGAAAUGUAUGACAUGAUUUAAGUAAAUGAAAAUGGUGAAAGUUUUUUGGAUGCAGGGGUUUAAAAAUAACGCUUUUCUUCGCUUGCUGUUCUAUGAAUAAUUAUUACUGUACUUCUCUUUUCAAGCAAAUAAAUACUGAAUAAAAUGCA
Messenger RNA from Astyanax mexicanus (Mexican tetra), 13549 nucleotides. Its product is annotated as E3 ubiquitin-protein ligase rnf213-alpha. The coding region runs from base 10 to 12483 and encodes 4157 amino acids. The record is from RefSeq and is a predicted model, not a curated record. Gene Ontology annotation, molecular function: ubiquitin-protein transferase activity; ATP hydrolysis activity. NCBI's taxonomy places the organism in Eukaryota, Metazoa, Chordata, Actinopteri, Characiformes, Acestrorhamphidae. The transcript is spliced from 51 exons.